CCUAAAGCAAGGCCAAAAAGUGAUUUUUAUAAGCAGCCACUUAUACGAUCACCGAAUUAAUGUUGCUCAAACAAAUACAUAUUUUUUUGGAAUUACCUGGUGUGAGAAAUUAACAUGGCAACUGCUCAAGAUAUUAUUGAUGCUGGUUUGGCAACUGUGGCAGCUGAAUAUGAAGUCUCAAUGUCAAAGAGCGAAGAGGAAAAACCUGUAGUCAGGAGUAAAAAACAACGUAUACCUGUAGACAGGGUUUUUAGACAGGAUGGGACUGUUGAAAUAGACAAGGUAGAAGUUGAUAGUGAUGUUGAAAUUGAUGAAAUAAAAGAAGAGAAUGAAGGAAUGUAUUACAUUUGUCAAGUUUGUGCCAAACCAUUUGAUUCUAAAAAAGAUGUUGAACUACAUCUAGCAACGCAAGAGUGUAAAGGGAUGGAAAAGGAAGUGAAAGAAAUGUACGAAUGUGGAGAAUGUAAAGUUCUUUGCUCGUCUAUGAAUAGUCUGGCAUCGCAUAUGAUGGUUCACAAGCAGAAAGUGAUAGUUGUGCGACACGGACUCAACGAACACCUGACAAGAGUAGGCUACACGUGUACUACGUGUCACAAAGUGUUAGGGAGCAAAGGAAAUCUUGCAAAACACCAGAUUAUUCACAUGGGAGUUAAACCGUAUAAAUGUAGCUUCUGCAACAAAGAGUUCUCGUUGAAGGGGAAUCGGGACAAGCACGAGCUGAUCCAUACGGACAAGAGAGCGCAUCAGUGUCAGAUCUGUUCGAAAAAAUUUACUUUGAAAGGCAAUCUUCAGCAACACAUACUGACUCAUUCAACCGUGAAGUUUUUCCGCUGUUACCUCUGUGAUAAAGAGUUUACUUUAAAAGGUAAUUUAGAUAAGCAUAUCAAGAGGCAUGCCAAUGGUUUACCGGUUCAAAAAGUGAGUAAUAAAAGUGAAUCAAGUCGGAGAACGGUAGUUAGUUCUGACGGUAAUGAAGAUGGUAAACAACAAGUUUCAGGGUCUGUUAAAAGUUUUAAUAUCAAAAUAGAUGGGCUAAUUGGUAGUUUAAAGGCAAAAAUAGAACAUUCUCAGAUGGAAACGGAAGAUUUUGAUGAAAUUGCUGAAGGGGAAGAGAUGAAUGAAUACAUUCAAGGAGUUGUUAUUGAUGAUAACACUGCUGAAGAACAGGUUGUUGAAACAGAAGAAGACGCGGAGGCAAAUGAAAAUGGUGACAUAGUUCAAAAUUUAUGAACAAUGUUAAUAAUAAAUAAUAAAAUUAACAACAGUCAGAACAGGAUUACUAGUGAUUGAUUAAGUUCUUCUCUAGAUUACCUAAAGUUUAACAUUACUACAAUCCAGUCUUAUUUCUAAGGACCCAAAACAAACUGUUACAUAUUACACUCUUGUGUUUUUCAUAACUUAUGUUCACUAUUUACUAUACUAUCUUUUUUUCCUCAGGGGAUUUCAGAUUUCUGAUAAAAAAUCCCAAUCCAGACAUUAACAUGUUUUGAACUGUGAAUUUUGUGAAUUAACAUAAGAACUACAAUAUAGAAGUUUAAAUACGUAAUUAAG
Molecule: messenger RNA, 1551 nt
Organism: Mercenaria mercenaria
Lineage: Eukaryota; Metazoa; Mollusca; Bivalvia; Venerida; Veneridae
Product: zinc finger protein 260-like
Exons: 2
Coding region: 115-1230 (371 amino acids)
Biological process (GO): regulation of transcription by RNA polymerase II
Cellular component (GO): nucleus
Molecular function (GO): DNA-binding transcription factor activity, RNA polymerase II-specific; RNA polymerase II transcription regulatory region sequence-specific DNA binding
Source: RefSeq, a predicted model, not a curated record